AAGUUUCUUGACAUUCAAUCACAUAGCAGUAAUUUGUCUAGCUCUAGCACAGUGAUCGGCAACUGUAAUUUUAUAUUUGAGAAGGAUAGUAGCGGGAAAUAACAAUCCAUCACAAUCAUGGUAGAUGACAAAGACCAUGAAGAGCAUAUGCCAGAAUCUCCAGAAAUCCAUUUUGAACCCAUUGUCAAGUUGUCCCUUGUUGAGAUCAAGACAAUGAAAGAAGAUGAAGAAGUGUUGUUAAACUUGAGAGCAAAGCUUUUCCGCUAUGAUCAUGAGUGAAAAGAAAGAGGCUCAGGAGAAUGCAAAAUUUUGAAACAUAAAAAAAACGGCCUGAUCAGGAUUUUAAUGAGAAGAGACAAAGCACUGAAAAUCUGUGCUAAUCACUAUAUCUAUCCAUCUAUGGAACUCAAACCCAACUGUGGCAGUGAUCGGGCAUGGGUUUGGUCCACUACAGGAGAUUUUGCAGAUGAAGAAAGCAAAGAAGCGGUGUUCGCCAUCAGAUUUGCAAAUGCAGAAAAUGCCCAGAAGUUUAAAACAGUAUUUGAUGAGUCUGCAGAGCAAAUGAAGAAAGUUUUGAACACCAAGUCAGUUAUAGAAAAUGGAGAUACUAAUGCUGAAAAAAAAAGAUGAAGAGAAGGAAAAAGUGGAUCAUGGAACCACUGAGCUGGCUGGUCAGUUGAAAGACUUAAAUGUCAAUAAGCAUACAGAAGAGACCCCUGCUGAGGGUAGUACUGAGUGAUAUUUAAUUAGAUAGUGAAAAUCAUUUGACAUCUUGCCACAGUCUACAUGUUGUGUUUAACAUUGAUUCCAUUCAGCGGUCUCCUACCUUCCUCACUGGCAGAAUAAAGGGCAGUGUUGUAUUCAUAAUGACAUUGGUCAGCGGUUUACGUAACUCUAAAAUAUCCUUAUGUCUAGAAUUAAAGUGAUGUCAAUUAACAGAGGUUUGAAACAUUUUUUGGAUAAAGUAAUGAACCUCAAGUGUAUGUUUCUUGCAAUAUUCAUCACUGAAUACAUUUUUUUUAUGACAAAAGGUGCUUUACUGGCUACCAAGUAGCUAUUUUAAUUCUAUGUAAUUAAAAUAAAUUAAGGAUAAAUACAUAUUUUUUUUAAGAAAAAAA
Physella acuta is the source of this 1118-nucleotide messenger RNA. RefSeq names its product ran-specific GTPase-activating protein-like. Gene Ontology annotation, molecular function: GTPase activator activity. The record is from RefSeq and is a predicted model, not a curated record. Gene Ontology annotation, cellular component: nuclear pore; cytoplasm. Gene Ontology annotation, biological process: nucleocytoplasmic transport. NCBI's taxonomy places the organism in Eukaryota, Metazoa, Mollusca, Gastropoda, Physidae.